AAGCAUGAGACAAGAAAUAGCAGCUGUGCAGGUCUACCUGAAGAGGCUACUGAUAAUGGCCGGGAAGCUGGAAUCGCACAAGGUCGAGCUGUUUGUUGAGGGGCUAGGUGUUGCACUGUGUGAGAAGUUCAUAGGACACUGGUACCCCGAAAAUCCCAGCAAAGGACAGGCAUACAGGUGCAUCCGAGUCAACAGGUUCAACAAGGAGGAUCCAGUGAUCCUCCGUGCCUGCAGGGAGAGCGGAGUUCAGUACAGUGACCUGGGACUGCCCUAUGAAUUCACGCUGUGGGUGGAUCCUAGGGAGGUCUGGUGCAGGUACGGAGAGGAAAGUAUGGUCUUCUCAGUGGCCACUUUCUCCAGUGAUGAGAUACAGGAUAAACAUGUCGCCAAGAAGGUGAUCAGUACUUUGACAGACGUGACAUCAGACUACCACUCAGAUUCUUCCUCAGAAAAAGAGAGAACACUCACUCCCCCUCUCACCAUUGACACAGGCCACAGUUCCAAGGGAUUAAACCCAGAUGCUCCCGAGUGGUAUCCAAGUAAAACGGCACUUGCGGAAGAACUUCAGGGUCCCUCUUGA
Molecule: messenger RNA, 580 nt
Organism: Solea senegalensis (Senegalese sole)
Lineage: Eukaryota; Metazoa; Chordata; Actinopteri; Pleuronectiformes; Soleidae
Product: protein BTG3-like
Exons: 2
Coding region: 5-580 (191 amino acids)
Biological process (GO): negative regulation of cell population proliferation; negative regulation of mitotic cell cycle
Cellular component (GO): cytoplasm; nucleus
Source: RefSeq, a predicted model, not a curated record